GGCAACAUUCCCUAGUUCGAGUUUAUGGGUAUUUGUUUUGUUUUAGCCGGUGUUGAUUAAAAUCUUUAAAAACAACUAUUGAUUUAUAGGAAAUGUAUGUUUAAAAUGAUUGCCCAAAUAGCGUUACUAAUUACUACAGUAAAGCUACUGUUCAUACCAUUUUACCAUUCUACGGAUUUUGAAGUGCAUCGAAACUGGUUGGCGGUGACGCACAACCUCUCCUUAGACCGGUGGUAUUAUGACAAAACCUCUGAAUGGACAUUAGAUUAUCCACCUCUUUUUGCUUGGUUGGAGUAUGGCCUUUCCUAUAUAGCGAAGAUUUUCGACCCCAAAAUGCUAUAUCUGACUAACUUGAACUAUGAGUCGGAUAUGACCAUUCUGUUCCAGAGGCUAUCUGUGAUUUUACUGGAUUUUGUUUAUAUAUUUAGUGUUCAUAGUUGUUCCAGACUUGUAAGCGAUGGGAAGCUUUUGGUCUUUGUAUUAUUAGUCACAAAUCCUGGAUUGCUGAUGGUGGAUCAUAUACAUUUUCAGUACAAUGGCUUUUUAUAUGGUUUCCUUUUGUUUUCCAUAUCCAAUAUGAUAAGGAGCAACUAUCUACAAGCAGCAUUUUGGUUUGCUAUUCUACUAAAUCUAAAACACAUAUACCUAUAUGUGGCACCAGUGUACAUUGUCCAUCUGCUAAGAGCAUACUGUUUUUCCGUAUCUUCAACUGAUGGCAUACAUACACCUUGGUACUCUUUCUCUUUUAUGAAUUUAAUCAAGCUUGGUGUUGUUGUUGUUGGAGUAUUUGCAAUCUCCUUUGGCCCGUUUAUUCAGCAUAUACCACAGAUUAUCUCGAGGUUAUUUCCUUUCAAAAGAGGUUUAUGUCAUGCGUAUUGGGCGCCAAAUUUCUGGGCCUUAUACAACUUUGCUGACAAAAUCCUACAACAUUGUUUACCCAAACUAGGAAUAGAAGUAGUGAAAUCAGAAGCAGCAAUGACAGGCGGUUUGGUGCAAGAGUAUGACCAUGCAGUACUUCCAUCUAUAAAGCCAAGUGUGACCUUUUUCUUCACAGUGAUUUCUAUGGUACCUGCUCUUGUAAAGUUAUGGUACCUUGGGGCAGACAGGAGAUAUAGGACUUUAAGUUUUGUAAGCCUCCUCUCCGUGUUAGGUGACGUGGAUGGUAAAUUAUUCCUAAUCAUAUCAACAGUAGGACAUUAUUCAUUAUUCCCUCUGCUUUAUCCGAAAAAUCUUAUAGCAAUCAAAAUAUUCAUGCUACUUACACAUUGCGCGAUUGCGUUUGGUAACAUUCCAGCUUUGUACGUGAACCCUAAAAUGAAAGCUAGUAAGAAGCGAAGGGUGCUGCGCUUGCCUAUGUUAGGGCGUUUAGAAACUUUAUACAUCUAUGGAUUGAUUUGUUUAUGUGUAUAUGAAACCGGAAUACAUUCUUCGUUAGGGUUAGACAAAACUUUGCCGUUUUUACCACUAAUGCUUACAUCUGUAUAUUGCUCUUUAGGAGUUUUCUAUUUCUGGAUUUGUUAUUACUAUUAUUUUUUAAACUUUAAUCUAAGUAAAGUCAGGGUUAGUACAACUAAUGAUCUUAGCGAUAAGAAAGUUUAUUAAUUUCAAUAAUUUAGUAAAAUUAGGCAGCUAGUGAAAUGAAAUAAGUAGAGUUGA
Hyposmocoma kahamanoa is the source of this 1656-nucleotide messenger RNA. RefSeq names its product probable dolichyl pyrophosphate Glc1Man9GlcNAc2 alpha-1,3-glucosyltransferase (gene xit). Gene Ontology annotation, molecular function: dolichyl pyrophosphate Glc1Man9GlcNAc2 alpha-1,3-glucosyltransferase activity. Lineage: Eukaryota; Metazoa; Arthropoda; Insecta; Lepidoptera; Cosmopterigidae. Gene Ontology annotation, cellular component: endoplasmic reticulum membrane. The transcript is spliced from 7 exons. Gene Ontology annotation, biological process: protein N-linked glycosylation. The record is from RefSeq and is a predicted model, not a curated record. Bases 97 to 1602 code for a protein of 501 amino acids.